This is a messenger RNA of Stylonychia lemnae, 1131 nucleotides long. NCBI's taxonomy places the organism in Eukaryota, Ciliophora, Spirotrichea, Sporadotrichida, Oxytrichidae. The record is from the annotation of a GenBank genome assembly.
AUGAAAAAAGACACCGAGGAUUUAUCAGUAGAAAAUGUAAAUGAUGAAAGUUACCAGACAUUUGUUAAUGAUGAAGAAACUUUCAAAGAUGGUUUAUCAUUAUAUACUUAUGAAUGCUAAGCCUAUUAAACUUUUUGCAAGGAUCCCUCUAUCAAGUAUAAAAUUGACUGGGACUACCCUUCUAGUCUCCAUAAUUGGGUUGAAUCACUUGAUUUAACAUGUGAAAGUCCAGCGAAAAUUGGAUUGAUCGGCUCAAUUUUUUUUGUUGGUUGGACCAUCGGUGCUUUUAUCCUACCCAGAUUAUGUGUAUAAUACCUCAUUUUUUUAACUUUUUUACUGUAUUUCUUGUUUGUUUCAAAGCAUUGGCUUGAUAUUUAGAUAUUUGGUUGUGUAAUUAACUUUCUAAUAGCCUUUUCAAUAAACUUCUUACCUGAGUCACCUAAGUAUCUUAUAAGUAAGCAACAAUAUGAAGAUGCGAGAGAUUCCUUGAGAGUUAUAGCUCGAAUUAACAGGUAUAAAGGUUCAUUAAAUCUUAGAUUUGAUAAAGAAGUAUUGGAUGAAUUAUCAAACUAAUCAACAAUGAAUACUCUAUCUGGAAAAGAAUAAAUUGAUUGCACAUCUUUAGGCUUUUUUCUUAUCAAUUUUCAGCUCAAGUACCUAAAAGGAGAUUUCUUCGUCAAUAUUAUAGUAGCCUAAAUAACAGAUAUUUCGGGUUGUAUCAUAAGUGGCAUUUUUUAUCAAAAGCUUGGUAUUAGAAUUGCCCUGGUUUCUUGCUUUUUAGUUUCAUUCUCCGGUGGCAUAUUCUUCCUAAUAUUUCCUAAUGCUGUUAGUAUGAUUCCAUUCUUUAUCCUAUUGGCAAAAUUUGGAGUAAGUGCUUCCUUUAGUAUAUGCUUCCUUGUAAAUUCAACAAUAUUUCCUACAAUAUUUGCUGGCACUGCCUUUGGAAUUUGUAACAUAUUCGCUAAGUUAGUGACAAUUAUCUCACCUUUUCUAGCUGAGGUUGAGGCACCCGUGCCUAUGGCAGUAUUUAGUACAAUCACAGGAGCUGUGGCUGUUCUUUCAUAUUUUAUACAAUCUGAACCCUAAUCAUAAAACGUUGAGAAAAAGAAGUAAAAUUAAAAGAAUAACUGA